UGUUCACGCUGUGUCUCUCUGUCUCUCAAAACAUAAAUAAAAGACAUAAAAAAAUUUUUUUGAAGCAGACAUUCCAGCAGGGGAAUAAGACAAAAUACAAUAAACCAUGGAAAAUCAAUGAUAUGAUGUGUUAGCAAGUAAAAACUUAGGACAAAGAAAAGUAGCAGGUACAGGGGCUUAGGAGUACCAAAUCCACGGUGGGAGGUUUAAAAUAAGGUUGGGGAAGGCCUCCAGAGGGUAAUGUGUGAGCUGAGAUAUAAAGGGGGCAAUGGGAGGGGCCAUGUGAAUAUCUAGGAAAAGAGCUUCCAGGCAGAGCGAACAGUAAGUCCAAAGGCCCUGGGGCGGAGACUGCAUGGGAGUAUUCAAGUCAGAGCAAGGAGACCAAGGUGGCUAGAGACUAGUCAGGGAGGCAAUGGGAGGCCAGAUCCCAUAGGACCUUUUUGGCCAUUAUGUGGACUGUGCCUUUGAUUCCAGAAAGGGUUAAGGAGGAGUCUGAGUAGAGGAAGGACCUAAUGUGACUUAGGGGCUGAAUGUGAAUAGGCUGUGGGGUUAUGAGAGCAGAAGCAGGGCAACUCAUGAGUUGGUGGCAACUGCACUGGUCUAGGCAAGAGAUGAUGGCAGCUCGGGCCAGGCUGGUGAAUGUGGCACUAGUGGGCAAUGGGCAGAUUCUGAAGGUGGAGCCAACAGGAUUUGCUGAGGGGCCCAAGUCCCCUGUGGCUUUGGGCCUGAGCAAUCUUAUGAUCUGCUGGGUCAGAGGGAGUGUGGGAAGAUCUGCCCAGCUGGCACAGCUGUGAGGUGGGGUGAUGCUCAGACGGGGCCCCAGACACACUAGGAAUGCAGAUCAGGAGGCCCUGCUCCUGGAGGAAGUGGCUGGCUGUGGUGCAGGCAGGUGUAGCCUGACUGGGGCCAAUGCUGCCGCACUCCCUGGUAUGUCAGGCCCUGCAGAGCUCUGGGGACAGGGCUGCAGUGGCAGCAAAGGGCAGAUGUGGGAACCACUGGCCCGAGAGAGAGCUCCCUUUGGGGCAGGGGCCGAGGGGCUGAGGUGUGAGGGUGAGAGUCCUCUUGGGACAAGGGGCCCUGACACGGGUGUCAGCACGCCCAGCCCACAUCCGGCACUGCCCUCAAUUCUAUUUCUCACUGGCCUGAGCCUGGGCUCUGGGCCUCCGCCUUUCCCUGAUAACAGGCGUGAGACCCUCUGCGGUGGCAGAUUGUUGGGAUAGGGUUGGGGGCAGUGGGGGAGUGGAAAGAGGAAGGAGGGAAGGGGCUGUCUACAUCUGCCUAUGCAAAUGGCCUCUGACUCACCACACUGCCACCCCCCUCACUGCGGGCAGGGUGGGGGUGAGGGAGGGGGCUACUGUGUUAUUUCUAAAUUCUCACUUCCUCUGUUCUCUGAGCUAACGCUGUGGGAAGGGGCUGUGAGCUCCAGGCAUUCUUCCCUGCAGUCGCUGCCCAGUCUGCCAUCCAGACCCUCUGGAGAAGCCCUUCUCCCUGUCAUGGGCCCCUGCGGUGGUGCCCUGCACCCCCUGUCUCUCCUGGUACAGGCCGCCGUGGUGGCUGUGGCGCUGGCCCAGGGCGCCCUGCCUGCCUUCCUGCCCUGUGAGCUCCAGCGCCACGGCCUGGUGAAUUGCAAUUGGCUGUUCCUCAAGUCUGUGCCUCGCUUCUCGGCGGCAGCCCCCCGCGGUAACGUCACCAGCCUUUCCCUGUACUCCAACCGCAUCCACCACCUCCACGACUCCGACUUUGUCCACCUGUCCAACCUGCGGAGUCUCAACCUCAAAUGGAACUGCCCGCCUGCCAGCCUCAGCCCCAUGCACUUCCCCUGUCACAUGACCAUCGAGCCCCAUACCUUCCUGGCCGUGCCUACCCUGGAGGAGCUGAACCUGAGCUACAACAGCAUCACAACCGUCCCCGCCCUGCCCAGUUCCCUCAUGUCCCUGUCCCUGAGCCGCACCAACAUCCUGGUGCUGGACCCUGCCAACUUCGCAGGCCUGCAUGCCCUGCGCUUCCUGUUCUUGGAUGGCAACUGCUACUACAAGAACCCUUGCCCGCAGGCCCUGCAGGUGGCCCCGGGCGCCCUCCUUGGCCUGGGCAACCUUACGCACCUGUCGCUCAAGUACAACAACCUCACCAUGGUGCCCCGCGGCCUGCCCCCCAGCCUGGAGUACCUCCUGCUGUCCUACAACCACAUCAUCACCCUGGCACCUGAGGACCUGGCCAACCUGACCGCCUUGCGUGUGCUUGAUGUGGGUGGGAACUGCCGCCGCUGUGACCACGCCCGCAACCCCUGUAUGGAGUGCCCCAAGAAAUCCCCAAACCUGCACUCUGACACCUUCAGCCACCUGAGCCACCUCGAAGGCCUGGUGUUGAAGGACAACUCUCUCCACACAUUGAAUCCCAGCUGGUUCCAUGGCCUGGGCAACCUCAGGGUGCUGGACCUGAGCGAGAACUUCCUAUACGACUGCAUCACCAAAACCACAGCCUUCCAGGGCCUGGCCCAGUUACGCAGACUCAACCUGUCCUUCAAUUACCACAAGAAGGUGUCCUUCGCCCACCUGCAUCUGGCGCCCUCCUUCAGGAGCCUGCUCUCACUGCAACAGCUGGACAUGCACGGCAUCUUCUUCCGGUCCCUCAGUGAGACCACGCUCCAGUCGCUGGUCCACCUGCCCAUGCUCCAGCGUCUGCACCUGCAGAUGAACUUCAUCAACCAGGCCCAGCUCAGCAUCUUCGGGGCCUUCCCUGGCCUGCAAUACGUGGACCUGUCAGACAACCGCAUAAGUGGAGCCACGGAGCUGGUGGCUGCCACAGGGGAGGCGGAUGGUGGGGAGAGAGUCUGGCUGCCAUCCAGGGACCUCGCUCCGGGCCCACUGGACACCCUGAGAACCAAGGGCUUCAUGCCAAGCUGCAAGACCCUCAACUUCACCUUGGACCUGUCACGGAACAACCUAGUGAUGAUCCAGCAAGAGAUGUUUGCCCGGCUCUCGCGCCUCCAGUGCCUGCUCCUGAGCCGCAACAGCAUCUCGCAGGCGGUCAAUGGCUCACAGUUUGUGCCGCUGACCAGCCUACGGGUGCUGGACCUGUCCCACAACAAGCUGGACCUGUACCACGGGCGCUCCUUCACGGAGCUGCCACGGCUGGAGGCCCUGGACCUCAGCUACAACAGCCAGCCGUUCAGCAUGCAGGGCGUGGGCCACAACCUCAGCUUUGUGGCGCAGCUGCCGACCUUGCGCUACCUCAGCCUGGCGCACAACGACAUCCACAGCCGCGUGUCCCAGCAGCUCUGCAGCGCCUCGCUGUGGGCCUUGGACUUCAGCGGCAAUGCCCUGAGCCGGAUGUGGGCUGAGGGAGACCUGUAUCUGCAUUUCUUCCGAGGCCUGAGGAGACUGGUCCAGUUGGACCUGUCCCAGAACCGCCUGCAUACCCUCUUGCCACGCACCCUGGACAACCUCCCCAAGAGCCUGCGGCUGCUGCGUCUCCGUGACAAUUACCUGGCUUUCUUCAACUGGAGCAGCCUGGUCUUCCUCCCCAGGCUGGAAGCCCUGGACCUGGCGGGAAACCAACUGAAGGCCCUGAGCAACGGCAGCUUGCCUAACGGGACCCAGCUCCAGAGGCUGGACCUCAGCAGCAACAGCAUCAGCUUCGUGGCCUCCAGCUUUUUUGCUCUCGCCACAAGGCUUCGAGAGCUCAACCUCAGUGCCAACGCCCUCAAGACGGUGGAGCCCUCCUGGUUCGGUUCUCUAGCGGGUGCCCUGAAAGUCCUAGAUGUGACCGGCAACCCCCUGCACUGUGCCUGCGGGGCGACCUUCGUGGACUUCUUGCUGGAGGUGCAGGCUGCGGUGCCCGGCCUGCCCAGCCACGUCAAGUGCGGCAGUCCAGGGCAGCUCCAGGGACGCAGCAUCUUUGCGCAGGACCUACGCCUCUGCCUGGAUGAGGCCCUCUCCUGGGACUGCUUUGGCCUCACGCUGCUGACCGUGGCCCUGGGCCUCGCUGUGCCCAUGCUCCACCACCUCUGCGGCUGGGACCUCUGGUACUGCUUCCACCUGGCCCUGGCCUGGCUGCCCCGGUGGGGGCGGCGGCAGGCUGCGGAUGCCCUGCUCUACGAUGCCUUCGUGGUUUUCGACAAGACCCAGAGCGCGGUGGCCGACUGGGUGUACAAUGAGCUGCGGGUACGGCUAGAGGAGCGCCGCGGGCGCCGGGCGCUCCGCCUGUGCCUGGAGGAGCGUGACUGGCUACCUGGUAAAACGCUCUUUGAGAACCUGUGGGCCUCAGUUUAUAGCAGCCGCAAGACGCUGUUUGUGCUGGCCCACACAGACAGGGUCAGCGGCCUCUUGCGUGCCAGCUUCCUGCUGGCCCAGCAGCGCCUGCUGGAGGACCGCAAGGACGUCGUGGUGCUGGUGAUCCUGCGCCCCAACACCCACCGCUCCCGCUAUGUGCGGCUGCGCCAGCGCCUCUGCCGCCAGAGUGUCCUCUUCUGGCCCCACCAGCCCAGUGGCCAGCGCAGCUUCUGGGCCCAGCUGGGCACCGCCCUGACCAGGGACAACCACCACUUCUAUAACCGGAACUUCUGCCAGGGCCCCACGACGGCAGAGUGACAGCCCAGCACCCCAACCCCCGACGCCCGCCUUGCCUGUCUGCCUUCACCUGCUGGCCCUGCAACACCACUGCUCUGCCGCCCCCAUUCCCACCCCUGGCAUAUAGCUGGUGCUCAAUAAAUGCUACUGGUAGGCUGAA
Messenger RNA from Suricata suricatta (meerkat), 4728 nucleotides. Its product is annotated as twinfilin-2. Gene Ontology annotation, biological process: regulation of lamellipodium assembly; barbed-end actin filament capping; positive regulation of interleukin-6 production. Gene Ontology annotation, molecular function: actin monomer binding; actin filament binding; pattern recognition receptor activity. The record is from RefSeq and is a predicted model, not a curated record. Lineage: Eukaryota; Metazoa; Chordata; Mammalia; Carnivora; Herpestidae. The transcript is spliced from 2 exons. Bases 1281 to 4589 code for a protein of 1102 amino acids. Gene Ontology annotation, cellular component: actin filament; myofibril; cytoplasm.